Phragmites australis (common reed) is the source of this 1625-nucleotide messenger RNA. RefSeq names its product nudix hydrolase 20, chloroplastic-like. The transcript has 9 exons. The coding region runs from base 160 to 1242 and encodes 360 amino acids. The record is from RefSeq and is a predicted model, not a curated record. Gene Ontology annotation, molecular function: 8-oxo-dGDP phosphatase activity. Lineage: Eukaryota; Viridiplantae; Streptophyta; Magnoliopsida; Poales; Poaceae.
CAACAGCCCAGAAUUCAAGGGUUCGUUGGUUAAAACGUGCGGGUGCCCUUCUGACAGGCCCUAAAGAGAACACCAGAAGUUCUCCUGUCUGUCAUUUUGCAAUUUCUCCAAGUAGAACAAAGCGAGCGAACUGCGAACCAAACACCGGCGAUAUCCACCAUGGCCACCAUCGCCGCCGCCGCCGCCGCUCGCUGGAGUUCCCCUGCCCACCUCCAGCUCCUUACCCGCCGCCGCCGCCUCCCGUUCUCCGCCUCCUCCUUCUCCUCCUCCGCCGCGCCGCCCGCUGCUGCGGCGGCUUUUGGCUGGGCCGACGCUCUCCGCGUCGCCGGGGACGGCGGGCGCGGCGACGAGGCCGACCUCUCCGGGUACUUCAGGAAGGUGGAUACCUGCAACCGCGGAAUAGACAAGAAGGGGGAAUUCGUGGAGUUCUUGGUGGAGGAUCAAGUCGUGGGAUACAUCCACAGGCGAUUUACCGAACAUCUCAGAGACUUCCAUGAUGUUUUUACCAUUGUCUCGGGCGACAAUGGCAGCAACACUUUGGAACAUGUGACUCUCCACUCAACGCUAAGGACACCAGAAGACAGAACACAUGCUAUUGGAUAUGUCGUAAAAAGCCUUGGAGAAAUGAUUCCAGGUAUUCGAAAUGAGCUGUACCCAGUAACAUCAUCUUAUGGCAUGCCUGUGUACUUCUCUCUGGAACGUGCUGCUGCUCCCUACUUUGGCAUAAAGGCUUAUGGAGUUCAUAUGAACGGGCAUGUUGAGAAGGAUGGUCAGAAAUUUCUUUGGAUUGCCAAGAGAAGUGAUAUGAAGCAAACAUAUCCGGGAAUGCUUGAUCAUCUUGUUGCUGGUGGGCUGCCAUAUGGAAUCUCCUGCAAAGAGAAUAUCAUCAAGGAAUGUGAAGAGGAAGCUGGAAUUCCAAGAUCCAUAUCAACCAAUGCUACUUCUGUUGGAGCAAUUUCUUACAUGGAUAUUGAAGGCUUUAGAUACAAAAGGGAUGUUCUCUUCUGCUAUGAUCUCAAACUUCCUGCAGAUUUUGUUCCUAACAAUGAAGAUGGAGAGGUUGAUAGCUUCAGACUAAUCCCUGUACCUCACGCUGCAACUAUUAUCCGGAGGACAGAAUUUUUCAAACCAAAUUGCAACCUUGUGAUCAUUGACUUCCUCUUCCGUCAUGGGUAUAUAAACCCAGAUUCUCGUGGCUACCUAAAUCUGCUACAAAGCUUGAGGAGUGGUGAUUGUUCUUAGCUCCAUUUUGCUUUUCAGAUUUCAGACAGCCAGCCCGUGAUUAUGAAUCACAAAAUCAUGGAGUAGGCCUGAAAGAUUGCUGAUCAUAAUAAAAAUUAGUCAUGGGACCCCAUUGUCAACUUUCAGUAUAAGCAGAGCAUUCUCUUCCAUUGAUUAGGGGUAGCAAUGGAUUUUCUUUAGGUUAGGGGAAAACAAAGGAAGAAAGGGGGCGGCAGAAUAAGAACUCAUGUUAUUCAAUUUGACAAUUUGUCCCAAUGUUUUUUCUGCAAUGCCAGUAUCUAUGUGUAGACGGUGCUUUGUAAAACUUGUUCAUGGUGUAGGUCACUAUAUGCUCGUGAUAUCAGUCCACAAUAAUUCGAAAUUCAUUAAAAUGUUAAUAGCUA